AUGCUACAGUUACUGUUUUACAACAGAUACACAGAUGCUACACUGGUUUUACAACAUAUGAACAACUACAAUGAUACAACCGUUGCAACAGUUACUGGUUCUACAACAGAGAAUAUAACUGUUGCCACAAUGACUGGCUUUACAUCUGAUUCUACAAUAACGGAUUCCAUAACUGAAACUACGACAACUGACAUUACAACAGUUGAUGGUACAACAGCUGACGCAACAACCAUUGAUGUUACAACUGAUGCCAUCACCGCUGAUACGACAACGGAUGUUGUAACAGCUGAUGCCACCACCAUCGAAACCACAACUGCUGAUGCUACUACAAUUGAUGCUACAACCGCUGAUACUACAAUAGAUGAUGUCACAACUGUUGAAGCUACAACUGCUGAUGCUACUACAGUUGACGCUACAACAGGUCUAAACCUUAAUACCCAUUACUGGAUACUGUGGCCCAACAAGUUCUCUGCUAGAAUUGUACUUUUCUGCAGCCAGGCCUCAAAAGAGGUGAACAAUGUAAUCCUUCGUACUGCUGACCCAGGUACCCCUGAGCCACCGCCACCAACCACUCUUAAACCGGAGCCACCAACCACCCUCAAGCCGCCGCCACCAACGCAGCCACCACCAACUCUAACCACUCUUAACCCAGAGCCACCAACCACCCCUAAGCCUCCGCCACCAACUACACUUAACCCAGAGCCACCAACCGCCCCUAACUCUCCGCCACCAACCACUCUUAACCAGAGCCACCAACCACCCCUAAGCCUCCGCCACCAACUACACUUAACCCAGAGCCACCAACCGCCCCUAACUCUCCGCCACCAACCACUCUUAACCCAGAGCCACCAACCACCCCCUAAGCCUCCGCCACCAACCACACUUAACCCAGAGCCACCAACCGCCCCUAACUCUCCGCCACCAACCACUCUUAACCCAGAGCCACCAACCACCCCUAAGCCUCCGCCACCAACCACACUUAACCCUGAGCCACCAACCGCCCCUAACUCCCGCCACCAACCACUCUUAACCCAGAGCCACCAACCACCCCUAAGCCUCCGCCACCAACCACACUUAACCCAGAGCCACCAACCACCCCUAAGCCUCCGCCACCAACCACUCUUAACCCAGAGCCACCAACCGCCCCUAACUCUCCGCCACCAACCACUCUUAACCCAGAGCCACCAACCACCCCUAAACCAACCACCCCAGAGCCACCAACCACCCCUAAGCCUCCACCACCAACCACUCUUAACCCAGAGCCAGCCACCAACCACUCUUAACCCAGAGCCACCAACCACCCCUAAGCCGACGCCACCAACCACUCUUAAACCGGAGCCACAACCACAAACGACAAUAGCAGAUACAACUACUGCAGAUGCAACAACUAUUACAGACACAACAUCGACUGCAGAUAAAACAACGACUACAGAUAUAACUACUGCAGAUACAACCACUGCAGAUAUAACUACUACAGAUACAACGACCACAGGUACAACAACGGUAGAAAUAACUACUGCAGAUACAACUACUGCAGAUAAAACCACUGUAGAUAUUACAAUCACUGCAGAUAUUACAACCACUACAGAUACGAAUACUGCAGAUACAACCACUACCACUGCAGAUACAACCACUGCAGAUACAACCACUGAAGAUACAACCACUGCAGAUACAACCACUGCUUCUAGAGCUCGCAACCAUCGACCCUUCCCUGGGGGCUCUGGAAGCGGCCCUGGACGAGGCCAGCGACAGACUCGGCACCAUCGACAGCACCGGCCGAAGGAGAGUUCGGAGACAACCGAUGACACUACAACCGAUGCCACCACAACCGAUGCCACUACA
Penaeus vannamei (Pacific white shrimp) is the source of this 1842-nucleotide messenger RNA. Lineage: Eukaryota; Metazoa; Arthropoda; Malacostraca; Decapoda; Penaeidae. The record is from RefSeq and is a predicted model, not a curated record.